This is a messenger RNA of Doryrhamphus excisus (bluestripe pipefish), 1977 nucleotides long. RefSeq names its product serpin peptidase inhibitor, clade F (alpha-2 antiplasmin, pigment epithelium derived factor), member 2b (gene serpinf2b). NCBI's taxonomy places the organism in Eukaryota, Metazoa, Chordata, Actinopteri, Syngnathiformes, Syngnathidae. Gene Ontology annotation, molecular function: serine-type endopeptidase inhibitor activity. Gene Ontology annotation, biological process: negative regulation of endopeptidase activity. The record is from RefSeq and is a predicted model, not a curated record.
AGUUGAUCUUUAACCGUUUGCUGUACAAGUGCCAAUCUUUUACUCUCAGGAAUUCUGCCAUCCGCAGUCACUUAGUCGCUCCUUUUUUGGACAAGACACCAGCUUUUUUUUUUUAUAUUAAAAAACUAAUUUAAACUUAAGGCAGGCUACGUACGAAAGAGCGUGGGUUACCACUAGAAAGUAGAAGCUGAAGAAAAAAACUAAGAAUCGACAAAGCUACGUUACAUGAGGACAUGGACCUUCGCCUGUCACUCCUGUUCAUCUGUCUCUACAACCAAGGAGUGAUUAAUGCUCAGGUGUCUGAAGAUGAGUCAACCCCACUGGUGCCUCUUAUUCCUUUAAUACCCAGCAAACCCGCAGAGAAAAACGAAAGCACGCCGCAGUCAGAUGUCACAAAUACCACAAGUCCACCUAUGAUGAUGACCACGAGUGCGCCUGAGGAAGACUCAGAAGAGGAGGAUGAAGGUUGCGCAACCAUUGGCAGAACCCUGGAGUCCAGGGAGGCCAUUGCGGCCUCCGUUCAAAAACUGGGCGUACAACUGCUGCAGAACCUGCAGACCUCGCCGGAAAAGCCCAAUGUCAUCCUAUCACCUUUUAGCAUCUCUUUAGCGCUCUCGCAACUAGCUUUAGGUGCCGUCAAUGAGACAGAGGAGCUGCUCAUGCACCAUCUCCAUGACAACACUCUCACCUGCCAUCAUCAUGCUCUAAAUCACAUCUUAGCGCAGCUCCGAAACACUGACCUGAAAAUCGCUACCCGCAUCUUCCUGCGUCAAGGGUUUAAGCCAAAGGAAGACUUUAUCAAUGAAUCCAAGAGGUUGUAUGACUCGGAGCCGGCCGUCUUAGAGAGCCUGAAAGACAUCAAUGACUGGGUGGAGGACGCCACCAAUGGAAAGAUGACUAACUUCCUGUCUGCACUGCCUCCCAACAUGCUCCUAAUGCUCAUCAACGCUGUCCACUUCAAAGGAGAGUGGGAAGCUCGGUUUGACCCCCGCUCCACGUCCAAGGGUGCCUUCUACCUUGACGAGAAGCAUAUGGUAGAAGUUGACAUGAUGGAAAAUGCCAAACAUCCUUUAAGUUUACUCAUUGACAGUGAACUAGAGUCUCAGGUAGCAGUCUUCCCAUUCGUGAAGGAGAUGAGCUUUUUAGUCAUCAUGCCCAUGUCCGGCCAUGUGAAUGUGUCCUCGCUUGCUGCCAAGUUGAAUAUUUCCAGCCUUUAUGAUCGUCUGCCCAAAAAAAGAGUCGUUCAAGUGAAAUUCCCCAAAUUCAAGCUGGAGUACGCUCAAGAGCUGCAGGAGGUUUUCACAAAACUAGGCCUGGGACAGUUGUUUUCCAAUCCCAAUUUGGCCGACAUCGCCGAUGGUCCUCUGAUGGUGUCCAGCGUCCUACACAAAUCAACUAUGGACAUCAACGAGGAAGGAGCGGAGGCUGCCGCAGCCACAACCGUAGUCAUUUCUCGGGCAUCACAACCUGUUUUCCACCUGACCCACCCCUUCCUCUUUGCCCUCAUGGACGAUAAGACUAAAAUACCAGUCUUCAUGGGCGUCAUCAACAACCCUAAUCCUGGAGCUCCUAUCUUGCAGAGAGAGGAAUCUGGGAAAAAAGAGAAAGCCGGAUUUCCAAGUGAUAAGAGUGAAAUGAGUCCACCCAAGUAGGAACUACAAUCACAUGCACAGCAGUCCUUUGGUAAAAGAAAAAACCUUGCAGAACAAUUAUGGUUGCACAGUAUGUAAGUGUACAAGGCCACUGAGCUUGAUUAAAAUGUGUAAAAGAAGUACCACAUGCUUCAUUUGUUGCCUUUUCCACUCGAGUGUAUGUACACAAAUAAAGCAUAUGUUCAAUUACUAUUUCAAAGCAAAUGACAGUUCAGUAAAACAGCCUGUAUGCCUCUCUGCUUAGUCAAUCUUAUAUACCAUCCUUUCUGUACAAUUACAUAUGUGAUUUCCAAAAACAUCAAAUAAAUACAUGUGGUUGAUUUGA